Messenger RNA from Bradysia coprophila, 2287 nucleotides. RefSeq names its product Short Calcium-binding Mitochondrial Carrier (gene SCaMC). Gene Ontology annotation, molecular function: calcium ion binding. Lineage: Eukaryota; Metazoa; Arthropoda; Insecta; Diptera; Sciaridae. Gene Ontology annotation, biological process: transmembrane transport. The record is from RefSeq and is a predicted model, not a curated record.
UUUUUGAGAAAGUCAGUUUUAGUUUACCCUAUUGAGCAUAAAAAUUGCAAAUUUUGUGAGCCUACGACCAACCUGAUUCUCUACAAGCAGCCAUUUAGGAAUCGAUUUUCUACGUUCUGUGUCAUCAUUCUGUGAAAAUGUGACAAUAAAAACCAUUUUUAUGUCAGCGUGUGCAUAGAAAUUGAUCAACAAAAACAUGGUUACUUCGGACACCAAGAACAAAACUGUUGAGGAUGGUGUCAGUCACAGUGAAACGAAAGGACUGGCUCCAAUUCACUACGUCCACGAGCUACCGCAGAAAGAUGAAGAACGACUCGAAAAAUUGUUCAAGACAUUGGAUCGCGAUGGCAAUGGUAGAAUUGAUAUUGCUGAUUUGUCAGCAGCUUUGAAAGACGUGGGUUUAUCGCAUAAAUAUGCUGAGACAUUUCUCCGGCAAUCGGACCAAACUGCAAGCGGUGAUGUUGGUCUUGCCGAAUUUGUUUACUACGUCCGUGAACAUGAGAAAAAUCUGAAACUACAAUUUUCUCAUUUGGAUAAAAAUCAAGAUGGAAAAGUUGAUUUGGAAGAGUUGAUAUCGGCCUUCAAAGAUUUGGGGAUCGAAAUGGAUAAAACGGAAGCUAAGCGACUGUUGCUUAGAAUGGAUCAAGACGGCAGUCUCAAUAUCAGUUAUGAUGAAUGGCGUGAUUUUCUGCUACUCGCUCCAUCAACUGACAUUCAUGGCCUAAUUAAAUUUUGGCGGCAUUCUACUAUCUUUCGAAGUGGCCUUGGUGUACUCUUAAAUCCGAGUACAAAGAGAUUCAUACGAAGCGAUAUCGCAACUAAUGACUUCGUGCCGCUAGUUAAUUAUCUAAUUUUAUAUGAAAUCAAUAAAAAGUACCUCGACAUUGGAGAGGACAUGAAUAUACCCGAUGAUUUCACGCCGAACGAAAUGCAAACGGGCAAAUGGUGGAGACAUUUGGCAGCUGGUGGAAUUGCUGGUGCAGUUUCACGAACGUGUACAGCUCCUUUAGAUAGACUGAAAGUAUUCCUACAAGUGCAAACAACAAAAGCUAGAAUCUCAGACAGUUUUAUUUAUAUGCUAAAGGAGGGCGGCGUGCGAAGUUUUUGGCGAGGCAACGGUAUUAAUGUCCUUAAAAUAGCACCGGAAACGGCUAUCAAAUUUGCUGCUUAUGAACAAGUGAAACGAUUGAUUAGACAAAAUGAAUCGCGACAGAUGACAAUCUACGAACGAUUCGUGGCAGGAGCGUGUGCUGGCGGCUUCAGUCAGACCGUUAUUUAUCCAUUCGAAGUAUUAAAAACACGAUUAGCAUUAAGAAAGACAGGCCAAUAUAAGGGCAUUGCGGAUGCAACAGCGAAAAUCUAUCACGCUGAAGGGAUUAGAAGCUUUUAUCGCGGUUACAUUCCAAAUCUGUUGGGUAUCAUCCCGUAUGCUGGUAUUGAUUUGGCUGUUUAUGAAACAUUGAAGAAGAAAUACUUGAAUCACCAUCAAACGGAACAGCCCAGCUUCUGGCUACUUCUGGGUUGCGGUAGCGUAUCAAGUACAUUAGGACAAGUAUGCUCGUAUCCACUGGCGCUGGUGCGGACACGUUUACAAGCACAAGUAAUAACUGCAGAGACUGCCAUUAAAUCACAGCAUACAAUGGUCGGUACAUUCCGUCGCAUAAUUGCAACCGAAGGUGUCAGCGGUUUAUAUCGAGGCAUCACGCCGAAUUUCAUCAAAGUAUUGCCGGCUGUAUCAAUUAGCUACGUCGUCUAUGAGUAUACAAGCCGAGCGCUUGGCGUCAAUAUGACAUGAUGCAGUUGCUCUCUAGGCAUAUGUUUAAUUUUUUGUUAAAUUGAAAGGAAAGAAAAUUUUUUAAAUUAAUUUCAUUGUGCUAGGGUACAUGCAUAUGAUAAUGAAAACUGAUAUUUAUUUUAAAAGCAGAAAACAACAAGAGGAUUCGAAAAGCAAAGCAAAAAAAAAUUAUUUAAAUUUCUUUUCACUUUUGUUUCGUAUAUCGAUAACUUUUUGCAGACCUUAUUUUUUAAUUGUUGUUGAUUUGUCGAUCUUGAUAUAAUUAUAGCUAAUGUACUGUCGAAAAAUACUAUUCUAAAGAAAGGAAACAAUUUAGACAAAAGAACGAUAUGAAGAAAUGAUUUAAUUUAUAAAAAUUAUUAAUUUAUUUUUGUUUUAGUUGUUUACAAUACAUGAACGAUGAAUAAAUGGAGGAGUGAACACAGUUGUGAAAAGAAACAAAAAACAAAAAGAAAAUGAUGAAAAGAGGGAAUCCUAGAUCGAUAUAACAAA